Molecule: messenger RNA, 1552 nt
Organism: Selaginella moellendorffii
Lineage: Eukaryota; Viridiplantae; Streptophyta; Lycopodiopsida; Selaginellales; Selaginellaceae
Exons: 8
Coding region: 79-1389 (436 amino acids)
Source: RefSeq, a predicted model, not a curated record
GCGAGAGCGGCCAGCUCAGCGCCACAUCAGCCCAGUGGUACAAAGCGACUCUUCUACUCUCCCACCUAGGCUAGAUAGAUGAAGGGCACCAACAGCGACCAUGGCGCUGCUGCCCCUGCUCCACGGAUCAUCAAUCCAUCGGUGCACGAGGCGCUCAUCAAGCUCAUUCCAAUCCAGGCGCAGAAGAUCCGCGAGAAAGGGGUUUCCAGGUUUGCUCCACAGAAAGAGAAGGACAAGGGCAAGGAGAAAGGCCUUUCGUCCAAGCAGCGAUCCAAGCAGCAAGCCAAGCAGCAGCCCAAGCAGCAGCCCGCGGCGCCGCGAGCUGUGCGCUGGGAGGACGACGAGGAGCCUGCCAAGCUCCAGCAGUCGGAAGAGUUUGACAAGAUUUGGGAAAACGAUUGCGAGACCCGCGCGCUAGCCUGCCAAGACAAGCUCACAGAUUUGCUGUGCCGCUACCAGUCCCGGCAACCGGAUGCUGGGCGCCUCACUGCGUCCUUGGAAGUGCUAAAGGAGGUUUGUCAAAUGUGUGUACCAUUCUCACACGUCUUGACGGACAUUCUCCAAGAGCUCGAGCUUGCUCUUUACAUCAGUGCCGAGGACAAGGAAAAACAUGAGCUCCAGGUUCCAUAUUUUGAGCUCGUUGGCAAGCUCGAGCAUGAUAUCAAGUGGAAAGAAGAUAGUCAGCAAGGCUGGCGGAGCUCUCUUACGGACUGCCAAGAGCGCAUCGAGCGGAUAGAAGAGACUAUGACGACGUUGAGCACUCAAGUCAAGAAUGCCGACUUCCUUAACAAGAAUCUCCAUGCCAGCUUGACUGCUGCCUCUGACUCUCUAAACUCCGCCAAUGAUCAAGUCCACAAGUCCAAGCAAAAGCUGGUAGAACUUAAGCAGGAGCUCAAGGAUGCCAAGGCCGAAGUUCGGAGAUCGAAAUCCAUGGAACUCCAACUCCAACACGAGAAAGAUCUUGUGGAACAGGACCAGCUAAAAGCGGAGUACGCACAGCUUGUUACCGAGCUACAACACUUCCAGACCUUCCUUGAUGCUGCACGCAACCAAAUCUCUGUGAGCGUUCCAAGACCUGAGUACAUGGCCAUGAAAGCUCAGAUGCUGGAGCUGCAGAAACGUCUUGCUGAUAUCCAGGCCAAGUCCAUCAAACUCACGUACCAGACAGCGCAUUUAACUCCAAGGCCGUCCUGGACCGCAGCUCCAGUUGGAGAGAAAGAUCCGACGCUGUCCACGCUUGAACAAGUUGCUCAGAUUUGUAGAGAAAACGCGAUUCUCUCCAACAAACUUGCCAUGCUUCAAAGCGAAUGGACCAACACAAAUGUUGCUCUUGCCGAGGCGAAUGAAAAGUACCAGAAGGUUGAAGAAGAGAACAAGAAAAAGAAAUAGAGAAGCUUCGUUCAUUCGACCAUAAGCUUGUAGGCCUGGAUUUCCAUGGGGCUCAUCUCGACUAUCCCGAUCCCUGCUGCUGACGCUCCAGCGCCCUUCCGGCCGGGCAGCGUCUCGGCAUGAUCGUGCAAGAAAUUGAGACUGGAAGGCGUGACUUUGCUCA